Hevea brasiliensis (rubber tree) is the source of this 1872-nucleotide messenger RNA. RefSeq names its product disease resistance protein RPV1-like. The coding region runs from base 1 to 1872 and encodes 623 amino acids. Gene Ontology annotation, molecular function: ADP binding. The record is from RefSeq and is a predicted model, not a curated record. NCBI's taxonomy places the organism in Eukaryota, Viridiplantae, Streptophyta, Magnoliopsida, Malpighiales, Euphorbiaceae. The transcript is spliced from 3 exons. Gene Ontology annotation, biological process: signal transduction; defense response.
AUGGCUUCUACUUCUUCUUCAACCCUACCCUGCGAAUAUGAUGUUUUUAUUAGUUUUAGAGGCAAAGAUGUCCGUUGUCGUUUUCUCUCCCAUCUCUCUAAAGCCUUGAAGGACAAAAAAAUCAAGACCUUUACGGAUGAAGAGCUUCGUAAAGGAGAAGAGAUUUCACCAGAGCUCUUGAAAAUAAUCCGAGAAUCAAGUGCCUCAAUAGUCAUUUUCUCCAAAAAUUAUGCAAAUUCUCCGUGGUGCUUAGAUGAGCUUGUUGAGAUACAUAAAUGCAGAGAAGAAUCAGGACAAAUAGUCCUACCAGUUUUUUACCAAAUAGAUCCAACUGAUGUUCAAGACCUGACGGGGAAUUUCGGGAAGGCACUGGCUGUGCAUAAAGAAAAAGAGAGUCCACAAAAGGUGGAGAGCUGGAAGCAUGCUCUGAUGAAAGUAAGCGUCUUAUCUGGAUGGGAUUCACAAAUUAUUAGGGAUGAGGUCAAAUUAGUUGACGAAAUCGUCAAUGAUGUGUUGGAGAAAUUUAAUAAUUUGUCUAAAAGUGAUGAUUCUUAUGAUCACAAAUUGAUUGGAAUUAAAUCACGUGUGGAAAAAGUGGAACAGUUGUUAAACGAUAAAAAAGUUAUAGGAAUUUGGGGGAUGGGAGGUAUUGGUAAAACAACUAUUGCACAAGAAGUAUUUCGUCGAAAUAGGAGUAAAUUCGAUGCUCAUUGCUUUGUAGAAAAUGUUAGGGAAACAAUGACAAAGCAAUCACCAAAUGAUGUACGAGACAAAGUCAUUCGUCAACUAUUAGGGGACAAAAUUUUACAUGAAGACAAAUUGUAUUUGCAGGAUUUCACUAGAAGGCUUAAACGUCAGAAGGUAUUGAUUGUUUUUGACGAUGUAGAGGAUCGAAACCAUGUAAAAGAUUUAGCAGGAGAGUGUGAUUUGUAUGAUGAGGGAAGUAGAAUCAUCAUAACUAGUAGAGAUUCACACGUAUUUAAAUCUGAUUUUUCAGAGGAAGGCAUAUAUGAGGUUGAGAAGUUAAGUGAUUCUCAAGGUUUGGAACUUUUUAGCUUGCAUGCCUUCAACCAAAAUCUUCCCAAGGAAAAAUAUGUGGAGCUAUCAAAGAAGGUGACAAACUAUGCUAGAGACAACCCACUAGCUCUUAAAGUUUUGGGAUCUCAUUUAUUUCGUAGGACGAUAAAAGAAUGGGAAAGUGAAUUGGAAAAAUUGGAAAGCAAAUCUCCUCAGAAAAUUCAAGAUGUCUUGAAAACAAGUUACGAUGGGCUAGCAAAGAAUGAACAGGAAAUAUUUCUUGAUAUUGCAUGUUUCUUCAAAGGUGAACAUAAAGAUCAUGUCGAGAGAACAUUAAAAGCAUUUGAUUUCUAUCCAGAAAGUGGAAUACCUAGUCUAAUUGAGAAAUCUCUUAUAACUAUUUCAAACAAUAUGGUAGAUAUGCAUGACUUGCUAGAGCAAAUGGGCAAGGAUAUUGUUAUUAAGGAAUGCAAACAGCCUGGAGGACGCAGCAGGUUGUGGAAUUUUGAAGAUAUUGAUCAUGUAUUGACAACAGAUACGGGAAUCGAAAAUGUUGAAGGCAUAUUGCUUUAUUCGCCUUGGGGAAAUACUAUGGAGCUUAGUGCCACGGCCUUUGAGAAGAUGCGCUAUCUUAGAUUCGCAAAAGUCAAGCAUCAAACGGGCCUUCCUAACGACUUUGAAUUUUGCCCACCAAAGCUAAAACGUCUUGACUGGGAUUAUUAUCCUCUAGAAUCUUUGCCACUAAACUGUUGCCCAAAUAAACUUGUAGAACUUCGUAUUCGUGACAGCAAACUCACACAACUGUGGAAUGGAGGAGAUAAGAUACAGUUUAUAAAUUUUACGUACAUUUUAUAA